AUGGCCAACGGGUGGAGUCUUGUCAUCGGCCUCAUCAUCAUCGUGGUCGCAUCCGUCCUCGCCUGGGUGUUUAGUCCUAAGGGGGAGAACCAGACACUAUUCCGCAGCACGCUGAUCUUAUCGUUCGUGUCGUGCUAUCUGAUGUGGGCGAUCGUCUUCAUGGCCCAAUGGCAUCCUCUUAUCACGCCGAAGAGAUCGAAUAUCAGACCCGAGCGAGUACCGCAGUGA
This is a messenger RNA of Aspergillus steynii IBT 23096, 228 nucleotides long. RefSeq names its product V-type proton ATPase subunit E. Gene Ontology annotation, biological process: vacuolar acidification; proton transmembrane transport. Lineage: Eukaryota; Fungi; Ascomycota; Eurotiomycetes; Eurotiales; Aspergillaceae. The coding region runs from base 1 to 228 and encodes 75 amino acids. The transcript has 4 exons. The record is from RefSeq and is a predicted model, not a curated record. Gene Ontology annotation, molecular function: proton-transporting ATPase activity, rotational mechanism. Gene Ontology annotation, cellular component: vacuolar proton-transporting V-type ATPase, V0 domain.